Molecule: messenger RNA, 3686 nt
Organism: Brassica rapa (field mustard)
Lineage: Eukaryota; Viridiplantae; Streptophyta; Magnoliopsida; Brassicales; Brassicaceae
Product: subtilisin-like protease SBT4.13
Biological process (GO): proteolysis
Molecular function (GO): serine-type endopeptidase activity
Source: RefSeq, a predicted model, not a curated record
GUUGUUUUUAUGAUUUAUGACAUUCUACGUUUUGGUUAUAUCAUUGCUCUAUGAUUUCUUGACAUCCUAUGUGUAUUCUUGAUGUUUUAGAUGUUAGGAAAUCGAAUUAGAUAAUUCAACUUUUGUGUGUUUAAAAAAAAUAAUAAUAAUAAUUCAACUUUUGUGUUACUCACAGGACAUGUUCCGUCGUAUUUUCCUUUCGAUGUUGAUAUUAAAAGCCGUCGAUCUAUCAUAAAUGAUAUAUUAUAAAUCGAACAAACAUCCAAACAAACAAACGCAUGUCUGUGCAACCGUUACACUAAUCUCAUAUAUCUAUCCUAUUAAACAAAUAUUCAUGCGGGUCAAGAUGAUCUAGUUGAGUUUUAAUUUGAUUUCUUCUCUAAUUGAGUAGACCUUUUUGGUAAGGAAUCUAAUUGAGUAGACUUUAGGGAUGAAUCCAAAUCAUAUCAUCUACAUUUACCUUCUAGAUUCAUAUCCUAAAUUGAUACAGAUAUAACAAUUCAGUUGACACAGAUACAAUAUAGUCAAGUAUACUAAAACUGGAUUUUAUUUAUAACAAUUAAAGACAAUAUUUAGAUUCUUUUAAUUUGAUACGGUGCAUGAAUGGUCUCUCAUUUAUAAAUAUAUACAUCUUUUCAUGUUGACCUCAACAGAAAGUAAACGAAAAUUGCAGUAACCUUCACUUCAUUUUAGAAGAAAAUGGGGAAUUUACGAGCAGCUUCCUCUUGCCUACUCUCCUGUCUCCUUGUCUUGUUCUUGAGUUCAGUUUCAGCAGUCACAGAUGAUCCUCAAGAUGGACAGAAGGUGUAUAUCGUCUACAUGGGUUCACUUCCUUCACGAGCGGACUACACACCAAUGUCCCAUCACAUGAGUAUUCUUCAAGAGGUCACUAAAGAAAGUUCGAUCGAAGGCCGUUUGGUGAGAAGUUACAAGAGGAGUUUCAACGGGUUCGCUGCCCGGCUCACUACGUCGGAACUUAAACGAGUAGGCGGUGAGGGUCUUCGAUUGAGACAGAUUUAUAUUGGAAUGUUUUUUUUUUUGGUCCAAGUAUGGUUGAAUAACUAUUUCUAUGUUUCCUUAGAAAUGAAAGGAGUUGUGUCUGUGUUCCCGAACAAGAAGUUACGACUCCAAACGACUGUGUCUUGGGACUUCAUGGGUUUAAAGCAAGGCAAAAGCACAAAGAGGAACCUAAACGUGGAAAGUGAUACCAUUAUCGGAGUCCUCGACAGUGGGAUCACGCCUGAAUCUCAAAGCUUUUCCGACAAAGGCUUUGGUCCUCCUCCUAAGAGAUGGAAAGGUGUUUGUUCUGGCGGUCAAAAUUUCACAUGCAACAAUAAAUUGAUUGGGGCAAGAGACUACACAAGCGAAGGUGCUAGGGACACUGAAGGCCAUGGUACACACACAGCAUCCACCGCGGCUGGAAACGCAGUCGCGGACACAAGCUUCUUCGGAAUAGGCAACGGAACCGUAAGAGGAGGCGUCCCAGCCUCUAGAAUCGCCGCUUACAAAGUCUGUAACCUGGCAGGAUGUAGCUCGGAAGCUCUCUUGUCUGCAUUCGACGACGCUAUAGCAGACGGUGUGGAUAUAAUCACCAUCUCCAUCGGUGAUAUUGGAGCGUCCAAGUUCGUAGACGACCCCAUCGCCAUUGGGGCUUUUCACGCUAUGACCAAAGGUAUUCUCACUGUUGCCGCGGCUGGUAACAGCGGUCCGCAAGAAAGUACAGUCUCUGCUGUAGCGCCGUGGAUUUUAACGGCUGCAGCUAGUACCACGAACCGUGGGUUUUUCACACAAGUUGUUCUAGGAAACGGCAAGACACUUGUCGGGAAAGCGGUGAAUGCUUUCGAUAUGAAAGGACAAAAGUACCCACUGGUGUACGGAAAGUCUGCUCUUUCGUCCGUGUGCAACACGGAAUAUGCAGAGUCUUGUGAGCCACAGUGUCUAAGAGAAUCACUUGUGAAGGGAAAGGUCCUAGUGUGUAGUAGUCGGGAUACUGUGGGGGCGGUUGAAUCAGUAGGAGCUAUUGCAAUCAUUUACAAAAGCGAUAAGCCUGACGUGGCAUUUAUUGACCCCUUACCUGCUUCUGGUUUAUCAGAAAAAGACUAUGAAUCUCUCGUCUCUUACAUUGAGUCCACAGAUUCUCCACAAGCGACUGUUCUAAGAACUGAAGCAAUCUUUAAUCAGACUUCUCCCGUCAUUGGUUCUUUCUCUUCUCGUGGUCCAAACACCAUUGCUGUUGAUAUUCUCAAGCCGGAUAUAACAGCACCGGGGGUGGAUAUCCUCGCUGCAUAUUCACCUGUUGGUGAACUGUCUGAUCAAGAUACUAGACAUGUGGAUUACACUGUUCUCUCCGGAACUUCCAUGUCUUGUCCGCAUGUUGCAGGUGUGGCUGCCUAUGUCAAAUCGUUUUACCCUAAUUGGUCUCUUUCCAUGAUUCAAUCUGCCAUCAUGACAACUGCUUGGCCGGUAAAUGCUACUGGAACUGGCAUUGCAUCGACCGAGUUUGCUUAUGGAUCUGGACAUGUCAACCCGAUAGCCGCUCUAGAUCCUGGACUUGUCUACGAACUAGGCAAAGAAGACCACAUUGCCUUUCUCUGUGGCUUGAACUACACGUCAGAUACCCUUAAAAUCAUCUCUGGUGAAACAGUCUCGUGCUCAAAAGAAAACAAACUCUUACAAAGAAACCUAAACUAUCCUUCCAUGUCGGCUCGAUUAUCAGGAUCUGAUAACUCCUUCACGGUCAGUUUCAACAGAACAGUCACCAAUGUUGGUACACCGAACUCUACAUACACAUCAAAGGUAGCCGCGGGUCAUGGAUCUAAGCUCACCAUCAUGGUCACGCCUAGUGUACUGUAUUUUAAGACAGUCAACGAGAAGCAAUCGUUCAAGGUAACUGUUACAGGCAGUGAUCUCAGUUCAAAACUGCCUUCGUCUGCAAAUCUAAUCUGGUCUGAUGGGAGACAUAACGUCAGAAGUCCCAUUGUUGUUUAUACUGAUAGUUACUAGUGAUGCAUCAUCAGCUCGCCAUUGUCAUCAUAAAUAAAUCUGUAUUGUUGUUCUUAUAUUUCUUCAUUCAUGUUUAAAGCUAGUUUCUUUUAAAGGAGCUAAUGUUUUAACAGAAACAACCAUACAAUAAUAGAUUAUAAGAUUUUCCAUAUUUUUUGAACGUUUAGUUAAUUAUGCUAUUACUAACGAGAUGAGAACGAUUUUACAGAUACAAUUCUAUCACUCUAUGAAAAUUCACAUCUGACUGAACUACUCAGUAUUGCCAUAUAAAAUCUAUGUUCGAAAGUACGCCAUGCACCAAACUAAGAUCUUUUGUAACCCUUUUCUCUAUCAUCACGUGUAGAAUCAUUAAUAAACAAUAACAGGGCUUCCAUCCAUAUUUAAAUUUUGUUAAGCAUCUUUUUUAUAAAUGUAUUAUUUGACGACUGUCAACAAGGUUUAUUUCCAUCGGAAGAAUAAACCAUAAAAAGAUAUAACCACGUUUAUGUGAACAAUGACUAUAGAAAUGUAAAGAAAUAAAUUGUUCAUCGUGACAACGUUUAUGGGGUGAUUAGAAUAAGUUGUAACUUUACAUUUUUUGUAAUAGAAUUUAAGCUGUAGAUUUAUUUGAUGUAAAUUAUUUUGUUAUAAUUUUGUAAAUCACUUUUUUGUUCUGGAUAUAAAGAUUUCUAAGUAUUUUUUUU